Molecule: messenger RNA, 6604 nt
Organism: Epinephelus fuscoguttatus (brown-marbled grouper)
Lineage: Eukaryota; Metazoa; Chordata; Actinopteri; Perciformes; Serranidae
Product: integrin alpha-M-like
Exons: 30
Coding region: 208-3618 (1136 amino acids)
Biological process (GO): integrin-mediated signaling pathway; cell adhesion mediated by integrin; cell-cell adhesion
Cellular component (GO): integrin complex; external side of plasma membrane
Molecular function (GO): integrin binding
Source: RefSeq, a predicted model, not a curated record
CUACAUCAGAGUUCCUCUAACUGGCUGCCUUAGCACUGAGCCGUCACCUUUUGAUUUCUGCAUUUUGCUUUCGACAUCCCCCUCCUUGACAGUUUCUGUGGUAGAAAUAGUUAAGUGGGUUGCCAGAAAGCACAAAAGUUGCCAAAUACAAGCGUAUGAGCUCAGAGGAUACAUCACCCUUGUAGUACUUUUCAUGGGAGUAACACAAUGGACUGGAUAAUUAUUACUGCAGUAUUCUUGUCAGUGUUAAAAACCACACUUGGUUUCAAUAUCGAUCCCAAGGCUUGGAAGGUCCUGUCUAACCCUGCUGAAGGAUUUGGAUACCAGGUGGUGCAGAGACCAUCCAGCUUGCUGGUCAGUGCUCCUCUUUACCAGUAUUCACAAGAUGGAAGGGGACAGAUAUAUGCAUGCUCCACCGACAGCUGCCGUGAAAUACCAGUUUCAUUGCCAGAUUUUGCCGUAAACAUGUCUCUUGGUUUGACAAUGACAAGCAAUCCCUCCACACAGAACACCGUGGCAUGUGGUCCAACCAUCCCAAAGGACUGCAAAAGUAUCACCAUGUACAGUGGUGCAUGCUUGCAGAUAGACAGUUCAAACAGAAUGAUAGAUCGUCUUAUACCUUCUUCUAAUAAAGAGUGCCGAUCAGCAGACAUAGCGUUCCUGUUGGACGGUUCAGGCAGCGUAUCCGGAACGGAUUUUAAGACAAUGAAGACUUUCGUGAAAAAACUGGUCCACUCACUCCUGCCAUUAGAUACAAAGUUUGCUAUUGCCCAGUUCUCCCAUGUUCCCCGAGUAGAAUAUUACUUUGAUGAUUUUUCCUCUGGAACUAAAUCAUGGGAACAAAAAGUCAAUGACAUUCAGCAACUACGGUCAACAACUUACACAGCUGAAGCCAUCAAGUUUGUGGUACAAAAUAUUUUCACGUCAACAAGAGGUUCCAGAUCUAACGUGAAGAAGGUCUUGAUAGUCAUUACUGAUGGAGCAUCUCAUGACCGGGAUUUAUUGCCAUCUUCAGCAGCCUUAGCUGAGAGGGAAAAGAUUGUUCGAUUUGCUAUUGGAGUGGGAGACGCAUUUAACAAAGUUGAAGCAAAAAAUGAACUGAACACCAUUGCAUCAUCUCCCAAAGGCAACCACGUGUUUCAAGUGGAGAACUUUGACGCUCUCGAACAAAUACGACAGAGUUUGCAGGCCAAAAUCUUCUCUAUUGAAGGAUCGCAAACAGGUGGGGAGUCACUGAAAAUGGAAAUGGCUCAAGAGGGAUUCAGUGUAGCUUAUGUGCCUGAGGGAAUUCAGAUGGCUGUGGUUGGUGCUAAUGUGUGGAAGGGAGGCUUCCUGCAGUACUCACUCACAGGCCAGAAGAUCAUCUCCUUUGAGCCGACUAUAGACGCUGACAGUUAUCUGGGUUACUCCAUGGCAGUCGCUAAAACAAGGCAAGGCACGCUGACAGUUGCUGGUGCUCCAAGAUAUCAUCACAAAGGAUCUGUGGUGGUACUUACCCAUGAAUGGAAUCGCCAAAAUAUCGAACCCUCUCAAUAUCAGUCUCAGAGUGGUGAAUAUUUUGGGGCUGCUGUUUGUGCCAUGGAUGUGGAUCGUGACGAAUUCAGUGAUCUAAUCCUCAUAUCUUCCCCUAUGUUCGUGGACACUGACAGAGAGGGAAGAGUUUACGUUUGCAGCAUUAGUGGUUUGAAUGUGGAGUGUCACUUCGAUGAUUCUCCGUCAGUGCUGAAAGGGGCUGCAUCUGUCAAAGGAAGGUUUGGGUCUUCUCUUGCUGUCCUGCCUGAUCUUAAUGCAGAUGGUCUCAAUGAGUUGGCGGUUGGAGCGCCUUUGGAGAACAACGGCCAAGGCAGCAUCUACAUAUUCCACGGCGAAGGAGGAGGAAGAAUCAGUCUUUUUUACUCACAGAGAAUUGCUGGCUCUGAUGUCCGGCCAGGACUGCGGUUCUUUGGCAUGUCGAUAAGUCAGUCGUCUUUUGACCAAAGUAAGGACGGUCUGCCUGACUUAGCUGUGGGUUCGAAGGGCGCAGUUGUCUUACUCAGAACAAAGCCUAUAGUAAUGGUUGAAGCUGCAGUGUCAUACAGCCCAAACCUAAUCCCUAUUCAAAACACAGACUGCUCAGCACAACUGGAGCACACAGCAAAAAUCUGCUUUACCAUGACCAGACACUCCACAGUACAACGAGCUCAAGCACGGAUCACAUAUACUAUAAAGCUGGAUGCCACCCGCAAAGUCCCAAAUAACCGUGCUGUUAUUAGCGAGAAAGUACGAGAGGUGACUGAAGAAGUUAUUCUUGACUUAAUCCGUCCACAAUGCAGAUCAGUGAAGUUCUUUGUUGAGGCUUGUACAGAUGAUUCUUUCAAUGCUCUUUACAACGAACUCAAAUUCACCUUUCAUGGUGUGCCUUCUGACCAAAAUCUCAGUCCGAGUCUCGCCCUGCAGGCGCAGCAAACCACCACUCAUCCUUUAGGGUUUGAGAUCAACUGCGGCACAGACAACCAGUGUGUAGAUAGCCUGAAAGUGGACUUCAACUUUACCAGUUCCUCCGUGGUUAAAGUGGGCAUUGAUGAACUGCUGGAUGUCACCGUCUCAGUGGAGAACACAGAGGAAAACUCCUACAACAGCCAUGUCAUUCUCACGUACCCUGCUGGGUUCUCCUAUAGGAAGUUUACAAGUCUGCAGGGAAGAAUAGAGUGCAACUCCUUGGACAGUGAAGACGGCUUAACGCGAGGAAAGACAGACUGCACUGUUGACAAGCCUAUUCUUAAGAGCAAAACAAAGACUCUCUUCAUCGUCUCCUAUGGAAUCGAAACCAACAGUCAACUUGACAGGAGGAUUUUUGUCACUGCAAAUGCUACCAGUGGGAAUCAGGUGCACUCACCCCAAAGCGAACCCUACAAAAAGAAAGGGAUUGAUGUGAAGUACGGCAUUUUUGCUACAAUUGAAAGUUUUCUCAGCUACACCAAUUUCUCUUACGGAAAGAACGAUUUGCAGAAACCGGUCCAACAACAUAUUGUGGUUACAAAUGACAUCAGAGCACUGAAUUUCACUGUGGUGAUAAAUGUGCCAGUGAAGCUUGGUGAUAAAGACAUCUGGGUGGAUUCAGACAGUUUGACGAUUCCAGAAUGCCAAAAACACACAGAUAAGGAACCUACCGACACAGAUUUUGUUGCCAAGAUUGAGAAAACUAAGACUGUGGACUGCUCUGUAGCCAGGUGUAGGGUGUUCAAGUGCAGCAGGUUCAUGGGAAGACUGGAGAGUAGAAGGUACAACAUCUCUGCCAACCUUAGUUCUGGAUGGAUCGAGCAGAUUGGACUUAGAUCUGCCAAAUUCCUCCUGACCAGCACAGCCACUCUGGAGUAUGACGGAAACCAGUACAUCUUUAUUUCAGCAGCGUCUAAUAACAAACCUCCUGUUCGCAAGAUCGAGACAGAGGUAGAAGUGUACACUGAACCAGACUUCACCAAAGAGAUUAUAGGAGGAUCCCUGGGAGGGUUGGCUUUCCUCGCUUUACUCACCGCUGGCCUGUAUAAGGCUGGAUUUUUCAAGAGUAAAUAUCAGGACAUGAUAAAAGAUGAUGCUGCAGAUCCAGGGGUUGAUGGAGACGCAUCAGCACCAGAAUAACAAAUACAAAAUCAGAUGAUGUCCCACAGACACCAACUGUUUCCAGAUCCAGUACUUUAAUACUGUAGUAUUAGCCUGCUGAUCGCAGCUGACUGCAAAACCAUUACAUCUAUACCAUGAUCUUUAUGAUUAUCUCUGAUUAGUUCACAUGUGCCAUUAUUCAGAGCUGUACUAGUUCUAUAACAUUUUGCCAUUUCCAGGAAUGUACAUGAUUUGUAUGGAAGAGGACCACUUUGGAUUCAUUCAACUAAAAAGCUUGGCUGUGUCUGAAAUCACUCCCUUGCUCACUCAUCCACUAUUUCCUGUAGUAGAGGCUUUCAACCAGGAGGUCAGGACCCAAACGGGUCAUAAAAUGAAAAGAAGCAACUAACUGUAAAUCAAUAAUGUUUAGUUUUACCUAGGGAUGUCAACUGCUAAGAAUAUUUCUGACCAGUUACGCAUGUUGGUCUGCAGGUUUAUUUUGCUACUCUUUAGUUAACUGCACUGUGCGCUAUUCAAAGCUAAUGUUAGCUAGCUGUGCCACUCAUUCUAAGCUAGAAGGGAAUAGAAAAAAAUGCUAGUAAUGUGUUUCUGUUGAAACAUUGUGCCCACCCUCUGUUCUCCCCACUGAAUAAGCAGCUCAAUUUUAAGCCACAAACCCGCUGUAGCAUUGCUAACUUCUGUUCGUACCGUUAGCAGUGUCAGCGCAGUUUACGCUAAAGGGGUUUAGCACCUCAAAAUUAAAGACACACCAUCAAGCGCAUAGUGCUGUUGUAAUGGAGAUGAAAAUCCACGCUGGACUGAAGUGCUGAGUCAAACCAAGUCAAACUAAGCUAGCAACUUGUUGUGGAAAAAACAGCAUGUUUCCGUAACAAAAGUAGCGGUCAUUGCUGAAUUGACCUAUGGCUAAGUCCCGCCCUCAAACGCGAUGAGCCAAUCAUAGUGCGUAUAGCCAUUCCCAUUAUACACUCAGACAUUCUCUGCCUGGACGUCCAUUGAAAUGCAUUACAGAAAGUCAGUUUUGUUCAGUUUUAUGAGCUUUUUCGGAGAUUUGAAGUUUAAACAUGGUCAAACGGUGUGCAUGGGGUACAUGCAACGCCGACACAAGGUAUCCUGAGAGGCUGGGCGACGAGGUGUAUUUUUUACACUUUAAACCACAUCUCAACCGAGAAAAGUGUCUCCUUUGGAUAAAGUUGUGCGGUAACGUUAGACCACAUCAACUCAACGUGAAUAAGAUUAACAAUGAUGUCUACAUCUGUUCUAAGGUAUGUCAACAUCAUGUUUGAGGCAACAUAUUGUCACUUUGCUGGAAAGAAAUAUAAAGUUAUCUUUAACAUCUCUAGCUAACGUUAGCUAAAGUUAGCCUAACGUUAGCUCCUAGCUGCUGUUCAUCAUGUCACCUUGUCUGCUGGGAGUUCAUUAGCCUAUUUUUUUGUAGUUUUGUACUUCGGUGAUCGUACAUCAUUGUUAGCUGUUGUCCAUAGGGCUCUAGUUAAGCUAACGUUAACUUCUGGAGCUUAGCUUCAUUAAUUUAUCUGUAAUCACAGAGAUAACAAAGAUUGGCAAACAUUAUGCUGAAUGAUUCAGUGUAAAUACUGUAGCACCAAACUAACAGAGAGACACUCUUGGUAAAGAAAAAAGGCCGUUAUCCUUUUCUCAUAUUCUGAGCCAAAAACCUUAACUUCAGUGACACUUUAACUUGUUGUCUUUGAUGGUGACAGCAACGAGAUGCAGUUCACAAGCGUACACUGUGACCUGUAAAUUUUGGCUUGUAAUUUUGCUUUUCAUCGACCUUCUCAACAAUAAAAUGAUGAAUAUAUCCCUCCAAUGCGUAGCUUAGGCCCUUUUGGUUACUUCUCAAUGACAUCUGAUCGUUAUGUCUCCAAAAAUUAUCAAUUCCCUCCUGCGAAAUGCCGUGUACUGUGACACCUGCCAUAUUGCCCAGUAACUGAAUGUUGAUAGUUUGUGGAGUGAGUGGGGAGGGGGGCGUGGCUUAGCCAUAGGUCACUUAGCAGCACCACUUAACCAGCUAGCUCACACUCUGGUGGUGCACAGUGCAGAGCAGCCAAGGCUAACAAUGGCUAACCAGACACAACUACAUCACAAAACAUUAAAAUCUCACCCUCUUGAAAUGGACAUUGCUUUGAAAGAGUAACUAAACCUCACCUCAGGAUUUCGACCAAAGUGACUCCUCCCUGGGCCAUGGACAAGAGUAUCAAAAUGGGCAGUGCUGGCUAAGACACACCCAGUCACUCAUUGUGCUGCCUCUAGACCACACACACAUUAGCUCCAUUAACAAUGAACAACGAUAGCACCCACACUUGAACGCAAGUGAAAGGUCGUACGAAGUGGUUGCUUUUUUUUUUUCUCUUAAAAAUAAACCAGUUAGUUACUGUUUAGAAGGUGAUAGGAUAAUAAAAGCAAAAUAAGCCAAAACUGACAUCCCUAGUUUUACCUCUUUAGCUCACUAAAAAUGAUUUAAAUUGAACAGUCUGAUCAGAGACGUCUCAGACAUGCACCCUGUGACCAAGGACCUCAUGUAGACAUUGGUACGUAUUAGGGAGACAAAAUUAAUUUAUUUAAAAAAAGGUGGGAACUACUUAACUUAUAUCACAGAUGCACGAUAAUUGUAUAAAAUGGUGGAGGGUGAAUGUUGUGCCAUUAGAGAGUGAUUUCAGACACAGCCCAUGUGAUGCCAUGCGGCAGGAGGCUUUACAAAAUGACUGUACAUUUUUCUGACUCAAAUUUUGGACUGAAUAACUCACUGUUUGGCUACAGUGACAUUUUUGCUUUUGUAUUUUCUGCAAGCUAUGUGUGUCAAUUUGUAGAAUUUAUUGUGAAGUGAAAAACACAGCAUGACCACCUGGACUCUGGUUUUAUCCCAUCUUGUACUGUAAAACUAGCAUGACCACCUGGACUCUGGUUUUAUCCCAUCUUGUACUGUAAAACUAGCAUGACCACCUGGACUCUGGUUUUAUCCCAUCUUGUACUGUAAAACUAGCAUGAC